Messenger RNA from Odontomachus brunneus, 4278 nucleotides. RefSeq lists its product as uncharacterized. NCBI's taxonomy places the organism in Eukaryota, Metazoa, Arthropoda, Insecta, Hymenoptera, Formicidae. The transcript is spliced from 12 exons. The record is from RefSeq and is a predicted model, not a curated record. The coding region runs from base 248 to 3970 and encodes 1240 amino acids. Gene Ontology annotation, cellular component: cytoplasm; nucleus. Gene Ontology annotation, biological process: protein phosphorylation; intracellular signal transduction; mitotic cell cycle. Gene Ontology annotation, molecular function: histone H3T3 kinase activity; ATP binding.
UUAAAAACGGAGGCCAAUUUUUACAAGAGGAAGUUUGUACCCCCUGAUCCGUUACUAAAUUUUAUAUCAUAUCCUUUAUACGUAUGUACAAAAAUCUGGGAUUGCUUUACAAGACUUUAUGCAAUAUUGAUUAGAGAAAACACUCAGAAAAAUAAUUCCAAAUACGUCUAAAUCGUUAGAUUUUGCUACAUAAAACGCAUUUCUUCUACUUAGUCUUUGAUAUCUUUAAUUUUAAUAGUAUGAAAUUAUGGCUAAUUACAGACAACCAAUUCGAACUUAUCAAAGGAAAACUGUAAGAAAACCUUUAAUAAAUAUUUCAUUAGUACCAUCUGUUAUAUUGACUCAAAAACAAAGAGUUCAGGAUGAUUAUUUUGAGAACAAUGAAAAUUGUAAUGAUUCCUUAAUUCAUGAUCCAUUUGAAACUACAUUUGACAGAAUUGCUAAAGGAGCAAUUGUACCUCCUUUACCAUUGGAUAUAAAUAAAAAUGAUUCAUGGAACAACAACAGCAGUGAUAGUGAUAUUAAUAAUGUAACAAAUCUUGUAAAAUCUCUUAAGGAUAUAUCGUGCAAUCUACCUAUACAUAAUGAUGUGUCGAAUUUAACAAAUAAAACCACUAAACAUACUCGCAAGUGCAGGAAACCACAGAAAUAUAUAAUGGAAGUUGUAUCAGAGCCAGAGAGAGUGCAUAAGAAGACAAAAAAAAUAUUAAAAAAAAAAGAUAGGAUACAGUCGAAGACAAAAAUACAGGCACGAAAAUUACAAACAAAUAAUAUACAAAAGCAAAAAGUAACACAAUAUAGACUGAAGUCUAGUCGUAGAUACAAUGAACAUAUACAUCAUUUUGAUACUACAAAUGAUUUGAAAGAUGCUGUACAUGAAGAUAUUUCAUAUGAUUAUAAUAAUAAAUGUUUGGCUCAGGAAGUUUUAAAGAUCAACAAAGAUACUACUAUAAUAUCACAAGUGACAUCUAAUUGUGCUAAUGAUUCUAUUGAAACUUCUAAACAUAUAGUGAAUUAUUACCAAAAUAUUAAACCAUGUUUCAUUAAGUUAGAUUCUAACACAGUCCAAAAUUGGCAUAUAUUGAAUCGUGAGAAAAUUGUGGACUCUACCAGUGAAGUAAAUGAGACAAAUACUUCACAUUUGGCUGUUGGACAUAAUUUGCCUAAAACUACAUUUCAUUGCAAUACUGAUAUUAAUAGUGUAAUACCUGAUGCAGAAAGAAAGAAAGCAUAUUUAAUAAAAGAUAGUUUUAUAAAAAUAGAAAGAUUGAACACAGAAAAGUUUGUUAAGAAAAAAAUUACUCUAUUGAACAAGAAAGAGAAAUAUAUGGUUUCUAGUACUCCUACUGACAAACAUAUAAGAUCUUCCACUUAUCCACUAUUGUCUCCUAUCGAAAAUAUUCGUGAUACACUAAAUACGAGACAUAGAAAUUCAAUAAUAACGGAAAAAGAAAAUGUUUCUAUCGAUAUAUCUCUCGAACGAAAAGACUCUAUUCGCUCGUUAAUUUCAUCAGGAUGCUAUAAAACUGAUAUUACAAGUAUGCAGGAACAGCAGACAGAAAUUUUACUACCUCAAAAACUAUCAAUUGCUACAGAUUUCGCUGUUAAAGACAAAAUAAUAUCAUCCAAUGAGGAUGUACAUCUAGCUCUUAGGCAAGAAUAUGUUCAAAGCGAUUUAAGAACAGAGCUUCCACCUUCUUUAAACAUCUCCGCAGGCACGGAUCGCUCACGAUCGUUAUUUGGCGACACAAUAUAUAACUGUGAUCAUUCGAUGGAGAAUAUUGUUGGACAUAAUAUAGAAAAGAAAUGUAUUAUGGAUGCAUCAGAAAACAAGUUUACGAAAAUCUUGAAUAUAACAGCUGCCUUACAUUCAUCCACUGAUUUAAAUUUAAAGCAAAAAAAAGAAUCUGUAACCAAUAAUGUAAAUACCGGUAUAAGUAUGGAAUAUAUGUCUCCUAAAAUACAUACUCCAAUUAAAACAGAGAUAUCUGAAAAUUUAAAUAACAUUGGAUGUACAAGACAAGAAUAUAAAGGCCAAGAGAAGCAAUGUACAGAAAUGAAUCCCCUGGAAAUAGUCUGCAAAAAUUCUAAAAAUGAAACUGUUAACGAUAGUAAACAUAGUUUUUUCAGUAAUAGCAGAAAUGAAUUAUCUAACGCUGUUAAUGUUCACGUACUGCUUACAAAAUUGCAAGAUCCAGUCAGAAUUACAAAAAGAAUGCGAUAUUCUAAAUGGCAUCCGAGUGUAUCAAGCAUGUCAGAAAGCUUAAAUAACAAAUCGAGUACACUAUCAAAUAAUGAAAUGCUCCAUUACGUUGCAACCAAUGAUUGUUCUAACGUCCCAACAAUAGAAGAUAAUUUGGAGCAUUCUAAAAAUGCGAUAAAUUCAUCUCUCGACAAUUCUAAAUUAUUCGAUGACGCGAUUAAACAACGACACAACAACAAUACAAAUAUGCAAGUACAAAGAUCUGUUUUUCUCAAACCGGGCAAGUGUUGGGCUAGAUCUUUAUCAAUAUUAAGUAACGUAAAUCCUAGAUGUGAUUUGGAUAAACUAUGUGCUGGAAAAGGAAAAAAGUGGAGACACAGCGUUAAGCAUAUAUUAGAUAUGCAGAAACAAGGAAGUUUUGGAAGCUACUUGAAAAAGGAUCAGGAUGAUAGAAAUUUGUCUUGUGGAGGACUCAAUACAUCGAUUAUAUCAUCAUUGAGCGACAAGUGUAAAACAGCUAACUAUGGUAGAUUUUCUAAAAGAAUUUCAGUACGAGUAGUACUUAAUGAUAAUGCAAGUAUUAAGUGUGAUAUAAAAAAUGCUCCAUUCCUCGAAGCUUUUGGAAUAACAGUGGAGAAUUCACCUACAAAAUUAAAAGAAUUAUAUGAAAAGAAAUUAUCGAUACACAAUAUUGGAUACAACAGCAAAGACGAACUUUUUGGAGAUCAUUCAGCAACUGCAAAAGACAUUGUUUUGCAGAGAUGCUCACAGAAACAUUAUUUACCUUUCUCAGACUGCUUCCCAGAUUCAUAUUUAGAACAUUGUCGUAAAAUUGGCGAAGGUGUUUAUGGAGAAGUCUUCUUGUACGAACAUGAUGAUGAAAAAUCGGUUAUAAAAAUUAUUCCUAUAGAAGGCGAAGCCGUGGUAAAUGGGGAGCCACAAAAAAAAUUUAGUGAAAUAUUAUCCGAAAUUGUGAUUGCAGAGGAAUUGCAUAAUCUGAGAUCACACUCUACAUAUAGGACUAGUGCGUUUGUGGAAGUUCGAAGUAUCAAAUGUAUUAUAGGUAAAUAUCCAAAGAAACUUGUAAAACUUUGGAACAUUUACGACGACGACAAAACAUCUGAUAACGAUUGCCCAUCAAUGUUUGGGGAAAAUCAAUUGUAUAUCGCUCUUGAACUCGGUCAUGGAGGCAAAGAUCUCGAAGCUUUUAUUUUCCAAACUGCGGAAGAGGCUUAUACUUUAUUUUUACAGACUGCAUUGGCAUUAGCAGUCGCAGAAAAAGCAUUCGAAUUCGAACAUAGAGACUUGCAUUGGGGCAAUGUAUUAAUAUCAAGAACUAAAGAAUCAUACGUAUAUUAUAACUUGAAUGGAAAAGAAAUAAAAUUUCCUAGCAAUAAUGUGAAGGUAUCGAUUAUAGAUUAUACUCUAUCGAGAAUAGCAUACCAAGGAUGUUGCAUAUACAAUGAUCUUGCUCUGGAUCCAGCUUUAUUUACUGCCCGUGGCGAAUAUCAAUUUGAGAUUUAUCGUCUUAUGCGCGACAAAAUCCAGAAUAAUUGGCAGAAAUUUGAACCAUAUACAAAUGUUUUAUGGUUACACUACACUUUGGAUAAGAUGAUAACAGCGGUAAGAUACAAGAAGAAAACCUUGAAAGUGCAUAAACAAGCUAUUAAAAAAUUAAAAGUACUUAAAGAAACAAUUUUAAAUUAUGAAAGCGUAUACAACUUUGUAAAUGAUUCUAAUAACAUUACGCAAUACAUAUCGAUAUAAAAAACGUUUCUGCAAGAAAUCAGUAAUAAAUAAUAUAUAAUAUGAUAAUAAAUAAGUAUACAUAUAUAAUAUUUACGAGCUUUAUUUUGUAUCUAAUUUUGGACGUUAUAUGUUAAUAAUAUUAGAUUUGUAUUAAAGAAACUCACAUUUUUAUGUUAAAAUAUAUAUUUAAUAUUAUUUAUAGUUCUUUAAAAAAAUUUGUCAAUAAAAAAUACCUGUAGCUACGUUUCUAACGACCAUUUGAGAAAUAGGAAAUAUGAAAAAAAUAAAUUGAAAAUAUAUUAUCAUAUAUAGGCUAUAAUUUUCAA